CUGUCUGAAGAAGACUCGAGCGCUUUUCUUAUGGUUCAAAUGACAUCGGGGCGGGGGGCAACAUGGUGAGUUUGUUGGUUAACAGAAACUGCAUGGAAAGCUUGCGGAAGGACAUCACGGAUCUCCAAGGGACGGUCAUCAGCGUAUUUUCCCACGCUGGAGCCGUGCGCUUUCCUUCCUGGAAAUUUCCAGAUAAAGUGUCCUGUGACUUAGACUUGGUGGCUUUGAUGGGACAAUAUGACUUUGUCGAGGAUGACCCUGAAUUUACACAGCAUUCUCAUGUGGUUCUUCUGGAACUAGUGAUUGACAGGUAA
This is a messenger RNA of Protobothrops mucrosquamatus (brown spotted pit viper), 314 nucleotides long. RefSeq names its product coiled-coil domain-containing protein 157-like. Bases 63 to 314 code for a protein of 83 amino acids. Lineage: Eukaryota; Metazoa; Chordata; Lepidosauria; Squamata; Viperidae. The transcript has a single exon. The record is from RefSeq and is a predicted model, not a curated record.